This is a messenger RNA of Saccharomyces mikatae IFO 1815, 1617 nucleotides long. It is a transcript of the gene SSZ1, whose product is annotated as ribosome-associated complex protein SSZ1. Gene Ontology annotation, molecular function: ATP-dependent protein folding chaperone; ATP binding. The coding region runs from base 1 to 1617 and encodes 538 amino acids. NCBI's taxonomy places the organism in Eukaryota, Fungi, Ascomycota, Saccharomycetes, Saccharomycetales, Saccharomycetaceae. The record is from RefSeq and is a predicted model, not a curated record. Gene Ontology annotation, cellular component: nucleus; cytosol. Gene Ontology annotation, biological process: protein folding. The transcript has a single exon.
AUGUCCUCUCCCGUGAUCGGUAUCACCUUCGGUAACACCUCUUCUUCCAUUGCCUACAUCAAUCCAAAGAACGAUGUUGAUGUCAUUGCUAAUCCUGAUGGUGAACGUGCCAUCCCAUCCGCUUUGUCGUACGUAGGUGAAGAUGAAUAUCAUGGUGGUCAAGCUUUACAACAAUUGAUCAGAAAUCCAAAAAAUACUAUCAUCAAUUUCCGUGACUUCAUUGGUUUGCCAUUCGAAAAGUGUGAUGUCAGCAAAUGCGCUAACGGUGCCCCAGCUGUUGAGAUCGACGGUAAAGUUGGGUUUGUUAUUGCAAGAGGUGAAGGUAAGGAAGAAGAACUUACUGUUGAUGAAGUUGUUUCUAGACAUUUGAACAGAUUAAAGUUGGCUGCCGAAGAUUAUAUUGGUUCCACCGUCAAGGAAGCCGUAUUGACAGUUCCAACCAACUUUAGUGAGGAACAAAAGGUCGCACUGAAGGCAUCUGCCGCCAAAAUUGGUUUGAAAAUCGUUCAAUUCAUCAAUGAACCUUCUGCGGCUCUAUUAGCUCAUACUGAGCAAUUCCCAUUCGAAAAUGACGUUAACGUGGUUAUUGCCGAUUUCGGUGGUAUCAGAUCUGAUGCCGCUGUUAUUGCCGUUCGUAAUGGUGUUUUCACUAUUUUAUCGACUGCUCAUGACUUUAACCUCGGUGGUGACAACUUGGACACUGAAUUAGUCGAAUAUUUUGCUAGUGAAUUCCAGAAGAAGUAUCAAGCCAAUCCAAGAAAAAAUGCUAGAUCUUUGGCCAAAUUAAAGGCCAACUCUUCCAUUACUAAGAAGACACUAUCCAAUGCUACUUCAGCUACCAUUUCCAUUGAUUCAUUAGCCGAUGGUUUUGAUUAUCACGCUUCCAUCAACAGAAUGAGAUACGAAUUGGUGGCUAACAAAGUCUUUGCUCAAUUUUCCUCUUUCAUUGAUUCUGUCAUUGCCAAGGCAGAAUUAGAUCCAUUAGACAUUAACGCUGUUCUUUUAACAGGUGGUGUAUCAUUUACUCCAAAAUUGACCACUAACUUGGAAUAUACAUUGCCAGAAUCUGUUGAAAUCCUUGGUCCACAGAACAAGAACGCUUCUAAUAAUCCAAACGAGUUGGCCGCAUCUGGUGCCGCUUUGCAAGCAAGACUGAUUAGCGAUUACGAUGCUGACGAAUUAGCCGAAGCUUUGCAGCCAGUUAUCAUCAAUACUCCACAUUUAAAGAAAGCAAUUGGUUUGCUUGGUGCUAAGGGCGAAUUCCACCCAGUAUUGCUUGCUGAAACUUCGUUCCCUGUACAAAAGAAAGUGACUUUGAAACAUGCCAAAGGCGAUUUCUUGAUUGGCGUUUAUGAAGGUGACCAUCAUAUCGAAGAGAAGACCUUGGAGCCAGCUCCAAAAGAGGAAAGUGGUGAAGAAGACGAUGAAAGUGAAUGGUCCGACGAUGAACCUGAAGUCGUCAGAGAAAAACUAUAUACUUUAGGUACGAAAUUGAUGGAAUUAGGUAUCAAGAAUGUUGAUGGCAUUGAAAUUAUUUUCAACAUUAACAAAGAUGGUGCUUUAAAGGUCACAGGUAGAGAUUUGAAAACUGGCAAUGCUGUCAAGGGUGAAUUAUAG